Toxorhynchites rutilus septentrionalis is the source of this 658-nucleotide messenger RNA. RefSeq lists its product as uncharacterized. NCBI's taxonomy places the organism in Eukaryota, Metazoa, Arthropoda, Insecta, Diptera, Culicidae. The transcript has 2 exons. The record is from RefSeq and is a predicted model, not a curated record. The coding region runs from base 50 to 646 and encodes 198 amino acids.
GCCAUGAAUUUUCAACAGUCGGGACUGAUUUCGAGAAAAUUCAUUCUAAAUGGAGAUUCAAAGCGAAAUAGUAAUUCCCUCUCAGAACGAUCUUCAUCAUGAAAAGCAAGCCGUACUAUCAAUGAAUAUUUUGGAAGCAAUCUGCAGUACCGCUUGCGUUGGAGUGCAUUUGUACGCUCUGGUGAAACACCCGGUACUGUAUCGUGGUGAAAUGCUAUUUUUCGGAGUGUACCUGGGAUAUGCCCUGCUGUCCACAUUCUCCUGUUUGUCACUGUGCCGGGGUAAUGUCACGCUCAAUUACGUCUCCGAGGCGGUAGUAUCGUUCGUCGGAUGGUUUGGAUUCGUAGUGUGUGGAUUUUUCGCGGUGCUCAACGUGGAUUACAACGUACGGAAUCAUCUGUCCCACAGCCACGACCGGUUGGAGAGUAUUUUUUCGAUGCUGACCUCGGGUUUGUUCCUCAUGCAUGGCUCAUUCAUGCUGGACGUUCUGGGCGUCUUGGAAAAUAUGCUCGGAACGGUCUCUGUCGCAUCUUUACGCAGCGAUGACGGGAGAGCUCGUCAACGCCUAAAAUUGAAGCCAUUCUGGAUGUUCGACUUCAGAGGCUUUUUUAAAAGAUUGCUGUAUCGUGCACCUAACACAGAUUGAUGUAUGACUUGU